Xylona heveae TC161 is the source of this 551-nucleotide messenger RNA. RefSeq names its product Tom7-domain-containing protein. The record is from RefSeq and is a predicted model, not a curated record. Gene Ontology annotation, cellular component: mitochondrial outer membrane translocase complex; mitochondrial outer membrane. Lineage: Eukaryota; Fungi; Ascomycota; Xylonomycetes; Xylonales; Xylonaceae. Gene Ontology annotation, biological process: protein import into mitochondrial matrix; protein insertion into mitochondrial outer membrane. The transcript is spliced from 6 exons. Bases 74 to 232 code for a protein of 52 amino acids.
AGUCGGGCAAAUCAGGAGUUGCAUUUAGAGAACAGCGAACAAUAAUCCUUGUUAUCUCUAUCAAUCCGUCAAAAUGCAACUGUCCGAGGAAUCCAAGGAGCGUAUUGGCAAGCUCAUUGAGGCCAGCCGUGUCGCAAUCCACUACGGCUACCUUCCCUUGAUUGUCUACCUUGGCUACAUUAACAGCGAGCCUCGACCGGCGCUCAUCAGAUUAUUCUCUCCUCUUGCCUAAACACAAUGCGUAUCCAAAGAGAAUCUCCAAGUUGAUGCGCAACGCUGAGAGGGUAAUCGCGGACCCUCAAGGAUGGAGGCGGCGCACUGGACUUGACGGACUCAAGAUGGACUUUGGAAGGUCCAUGGACAGAGUGCCCCUGGAAUUAUAGGUAGUAGGUAUUAUUUGGGGCUGUCCGGCAAACAGGGAUGCAUCCAAAUCAUUCACCGUACAAAGGUGUUCUCCAUGUAACAUUAGUGAAUUUUUUUCUUCAAAGCGAAAUCUUUUCUCACCAUGCACAUAAAUAAAUAAAAUAAACUGGACCUGGCUUGAUCGGAAA